AUGGUGCUAAUCUUUUAUUCUGUCUGUUGGAGAGUUAAUUCUGUUAUUGCUGCUAGGGAUCUGGAGCUGCCCUCCUGGGAUGGAGAAGAGGAAGAAGAAGAAGAAGAAGAAGAUCAGAUAGAACAGACUCCUGUCGAGGCCACUUCUCCUGUUAGAAGAAAAAGAAAAGAAACUGCCCAAUCUGUGACUCCAGCUGGAAGUCCCUCUCCUCCCCCUACUAAGUCAAAAAGACUUAGAAAGAAGAUUGUAGAAGAAUAUGUGGCCCCGAAGGGAACUAGGGCAGUUCUUACCACCACUUCUGGCACGGAUGAUGAUCUGAGAGAGGCUUUCGAAGCUGUGGAGCAAGAGAAGGAGCUGGAAGAGCUAGAAGAAGUAGGAGAUGGGCCUCAAGAAAAGGCCAAGACAAUGGAAGAAAAGGAGGAAAUUCCUGCUGAGGUGAUAGCAGAGAGCAUUGCCUUGGCUCGGAAGCAGCAGGAAGAUAUAGGGACAGGGCUAACUAACUCAAAGGUGGCCCUUUUUUAUGAUCCAGAGGCAGAACAUUCUACUGCUGCUCCAGCAGCUGAGGACCAGGCGUAG
Messenger RNA from Prunus armeniaca (apricot), 576 nucleotides. The record is from the annotation of a GenBank genome assembly. Lineage: Eukaryota; Viridiplantae; Streptophyta; Magnoliopsida; Rosales; Rosaceae.